CAGGGCUGGCGCAUUUUAUAUCAUCUUACCGCUGUACUACUAGCCAGUUACCUCGUAACCGCCCCUUUCCAUCCUGGUGACUCACUCACUGGUGAGUCGUGCUCCGUGAUUUAUAACCUGUGUUAUGACAGAUCCGAAUUUCGAAAUUGAAGCUCAACGCCUCUCCCUCACUUUUUUUGAUCCAUCGAACGACUCCCACUGCGAUUUCUUAGUCGAAUUGUACAAUGCACCGGAGAUACUGGCAACGAAUGGGGGCAUAGCUCCUCCAAUAGGAGAUCGAGAGGCAGCGCGAAAGAUUCUUACAGGGGAGCAAGACGAGCGUCUUCGUUCCGGCGACAUGUAUGGAAAAUACCUCGUUACCCUGAAGUCUCCCCCACCCUCCGAUAACGAUACCCCAUCACUUGCAUUACAUCAAUAUGGCGAAAAGAUCGGGAUAGUUACGUUGAAUCUGAGAAAGGGACAGAACAGCUUCACAGUUCCAGAAAUUGGGUACUGGUUCUUGAAGAAAGGCAGGGGGAGGGGAUACGCGACCGAAGCUACCGGAGCGUUGAUGAAGUAUCUUGAGGAAGAAAAGGGGCAGAGGGAGCUGUUUGGAUUUUGUAAUCCAGAUAAUAAGGCUUCGAAGGGGGUGUUGAAGAGACUUGGAUUUGAAGCGAGGGGUAUUGCGACGUUGAAGACGUUUGGGGGUAUUGUUGGAGCGGUGUGGGCACGACCAGGUAUGAAUGAGGAUUUGAGUGUGUAUGGGGUGUGAGCCCAGUCGGCGAGGAGGUCUUUCAGGUAUUUCUUCCACGAAGCCCGGCGAUAUUUAAGUUGUUACAAGUGUGAAUCUCUCGUUCUAGGAUAAACACAUGGAGUUUAGUCGGCAUCGCGGACACUUAUUAUUAAUAGCUCAGAGAUACGAAUACUACGGAGAUCAUAUGAUGUCGAAUAAAUCUAGCCCCUUACUAUAUCAUUAGAAACGUUCCGUCUAUGCCCAGUGAAAUCUUACAAACGACU
This is a messenger RNA of Lindgomyces ingoldianus, 996 nucleotides long. RefSeq names its product including n-acetylases of ribosomal protein. Gene Ontology annotation, molecular function: acyltransferase activity, transferring groups other than amino-acyl groups. NCBI's taxonomy places the organism in Eukaryota, Fungi, Ascomycota, Dothideomycetes, Pleosporales, Lindgomycetaceae. The record is from RefSeq and is a predicted model, not a curated record. The transcript has 2 exons. The coding region runs from base 125 to 751 and encodes 208 amino acids.